Molecule: messenger RNA, 4813 nt
Organism: Mercenaria mercenaria
Lineage: Eukaryota; Metazoa; Mollusca; Bivalvia; Venerida; Veneridae
Product: N-acetylglucosamine-1-phosphotransferase subunits alpha/beta-like
Exons: 29
Coding region: 77-3844 (1255 amino acids)
Biological process (GO): carbohydrate phosphorylation; N-glycan processing to lysosome
Cellular component (GO): Golgi apparatus
Molecular function (GO): UDP-N-acetylglucosamine-lysosomal-enzyme N-acetylglucosaminephosphotransferase activity
Source: RefSeq, a predicted model, not a curated record
UCAGCGCCCAUGGACACGUUUGCUAACAAAAUCUAAUUUCACUGAUUUCUGCUUAAAGAGUAAUCAAACGUUGAAGAUGGAGAAUGCAAAUUGGCGGAAAGUUGUCCAAAAACAAAUAUACGACAUCAUUUCACACAGAUAUGGACUGCUAGUAGUGAUUGUAGGGGCUGUUCUGAUCGUAGUCUCGGCAUUUCAUUUUGGAGAGAGUGUUAUGGAAUGGAGUACUGAGAAGUAUGCGGCAGUGUUCAAUUCAUUCAGUGACAACCUGUCUGGUAGAUCAUUCAGGGGAAGACUAUGUCUGCCAGUACCAAUAGAUGUAGUUUACACAUGGGUAAAUGGCACAGAUCCAGACCUGAUACGGAACCUACAGCGUGUCAAGUUAGAUAUGCAGGAUCAGUUAAACACAUCAAGAUUGCAUAGAAACAGCAAAGGGGAGGCUCAGUGUGUCUUCAGCAACUGUAUCCCUAGCAGCAGUAUUGCCCUUGACCCUUUGUUGCCAGACAAUAUGACCUUGACCUUGCUGGCAUCAAAUUACCCAGAAUUCAGUUCUGCCAAGAAAAUGUUUACUGUGACAUCACCUGUGGACUACAAGAAUUAUACAAUUGUAGGAUUCUCUGACAUGGAACAAGUUUCACUGGUGGUGAACAAGACGUAUGUAAUUGAAGGGAGAAAUACGACAGUAGUACGUUGCUACAUUACGCCAGAUGCUACAGUUCAGAAUGGAGUAUUGCUCACAGAUCAGAUUUUCAUGUCAGGGUUUCCGCAUACCUUAAAUGCAGAAGAACUUAAAUUAAAACUGCCAGAGAAAUAUCAGGGCAAAAUUGACAAGAUUGAAGUUAACUCUGAGAAGGGUAUUGCAGUCCUUUAUGUCCCUGUAAAAGAAGACUUUGAUACUAUUUUAGCUGGUGCAAAUUUUACAAUAGAUGGAAAGGAACCAACUCUUAGGGCAGCCAAUAUGGUUUGGGACUUAAGAGAUCUGUCGAGAGAUGAAGAUAUAUCCGCUAGUCGGUUUGAGGACAAUGAGGAACUGAGAUAUUCUCUACGAUCCCUUGAGAGGUUUGCCCCUUGGAUUAGACAUAUCUACAUUAUCACUAAUGGUCAACUGCCUUACUGGCUCAACCUGGAAAACCCAAGGAUUUCCAUAAUAACACAUGAUGAAAUCUUUUUGAACCAUAGUCAUCUGCCAUCAUUUGGUUCACCAGCAAUAGAGAGUAAUGUACACCGUAUACCAGGAUUGUCUGAUAAAUUUAUCUACAUGAAUGAUGAUGUGAUGUUUGGUAAGGAGGUGUGGCCUGAUGAUUUCUUUACACACAGUUCAGGACAGAAGGUGUACCUGACAUGGCCAGUACCCAACUGUAACGAAGGUUGUCCAUCAAGCUGGAUAAAGGACGGAUACUGUGACAAGGCGUGUAACGUGUCCGAAUGUGAAUGGGAUGCUGGGGACUGUGAUGGUUCAAACCGUAAUUUACACAACCAGGUUGGCUGGGCUGGAAGCUGGGGGUCUGACUCUUCAGCAUACUGCCACAGUGGUUGUGCCAAUAACUGGAUCGCUGACAGAUACUGUGAUACGGCAUGUAAUGUACUGGAGUGUGGUUUUGAUGCAGGUGAUUGUGGCACUGAUAAAUACAGUCAUAUACAUGGAAUGAUGCUUCUGCCUAACCAGACACUCUACUCUCUGCCUCCAGGACAAUAUACUGGAUUCUUCAACCUGUCGUAUAUACUGUCAGACAAAAACACCUCAUUGCAUAAUGCGUAUUACGAUGAUAACAAGGUUAUCAGAACAGUAGCAGUGGCGAAGAAAUUCAGAGUUCUAACAGUAGUGCUACAUGCCAACAUGAACAAAACCAGCUUCAACUUUACUGUUGAGUAUGGGAAGGUGAAUCAGACUAAACAGUUGAAUUUCACACUAGAAGUGGACACUUUACCAAGGAAAGUGGAACCUUUGAACAUCACAAAGUCUGAGUCUGGGAAGAAUGUUUCUAAGGAAACCAAUGCAACUAAAACAGUGACAGAGGAAGUGGUCAGAUUUGUUGAUCUACCUGAUAAUGAGUUGAAACCUUAUAUCCUUCAUCCAUCACCAACACCAGAUUCAUCUUUAUUAGUGAAGGAUAUGCCAAGUAAUAUGUCAGAUGUGCCAUUUCCAAAACAUCUGAAGAAACAGUUUAUAGAGCUCGAACAAGAACUGAAAAAUGAGGAGCUAUCAGAGACUGGCUACAGUAUCAGGUUGAGGUCACUGUGGCUGGCCUAUCAAAACUACCUCAAAUAUAACCAUACAGAGAACGAAUCUCACAAACCUAUUGUACAUGCCAAGCCUAUAGGGGGCAUACUAGUUGAAAAGAGUCGCCUGAAAUUGGCGAGAACUGGAAAUGUAGAAGGUUACAAAAAGUCGCAAGAGAGGCAGGCAGAUGGUCAUAAAAAGUUGCCAGGGGAGCUAACUGUUGAACAUCAUCAAGUUCAAGAAGAUAUUAUAAAACCUGUUAGAGAUUUCAAGGUCAAAGAUCAGGUUUCAAAAGACCAAGAUAAGGCAAAUGUUGAUGUACAUAAUGUGGACGGAGCUGUUUUGGAGGAACAAAAAGUUAGGAGUAAGAAUCAGGAAGAGGGUGUGAACCUUGGUCCUAGAAGGAGGCUUUUGAAUUUUAAUGAGGAAUAUAUUAAUGCGCUGGAUGCUAACAGUGAAGUUGUGGAUAAUACAAGUUUUAUAUCUGCAGUGGAUAUACAACCCGAUUCUGUGAAAUUAUUUCCAUGGGAGAAGGGAAGUUUGGCAGAAUUACAGAAGAAGAAAGAAUCACAGGAGACAUUCCAGCCAGCAGCUUACCAGAGGAGACGGUUACUGGAUACAUUUGGUGACUCGCUACGCCAUGUAAACUCCCUGUAUAACAAAGCGUUUGGUUACACAGCAAGAAAGGUUCCAGGACAUAUGCCUCAUAUGAUUGAUAAAAACAUCAUGUAUGAGUUACAAGCUAGGUUUCCUGCAGAAUGGGAAGCGACAUCUUCCCACCAGAUUAGACAUUCUAAAGACAUGCAGUUUGCCUUCUCAUACUUCUACUACUUGAUGGGAGUUAAACAGAACAUCACUGCAGCAGACGUCUUUGAUGAGAUGGAUACAGAUAAAUCCAAAAUACUGUCGGAUCGUGAGAUACGUACCUUAGCCACUAGAUUGUACGAGUUGCCUCUGGAUCUAGCUACAUUGUCAAAGUUAGAGUUUACUUUUGUAAACUGUUCCAAAAAAUUACCGAUAUCAGAGCAAAAACAGCCAGAUGCCACAGCAUUGGAAACUUACUAUGAAAAGGAAAUGCCUCAGGUGACAAGAAACAUGUUUAUCAACUGUAAAGAGGUGGCUGAUAUUGUAAAGAGUAAUUUUCCACCAAAAAAUAAAUACAAGCAUGUUGAAGUAGACGACUCGGAGAUUGCUUUCAAGAUGAUUAAAUCAAAUGUAUCUACAGUGGUAGGCCAGCUAGAUGACAUCAGAAAGAAACCAAAGAAAUUUAUCUGUUUGAAUGAUAACAUAGACCACUCACUGGAACAGUCUCGCACAGUGAAAGCAAUUCUAGCUGACUUCUAUGAGUCCCUUUUCCCACUGCAGUCCCAGUUCGAACUACCCCGAGACUACAGAAAUAGAUUUACCCAUAUUGAUGAGCUGAGAGAAUGGAGAAGGUACAGAGAUUGGUUGAAGUUUUGGACCCACAUUGCUCUAGUGCUACUUGUGGUGUUUACUAUUGCUUCAUAUUUUGGUGAUAAGAUUGAAGCAGCUCAGAAAAAAUUAUCAAGACGAAGAUCUCCAAAUAAUUCAGGGUCAAAUGAUGAGAGAGAGGGUCAAGGUCAUACUGGUAUGGAGACCGUAUGACGGUUCCUGCUCUGGUUGUUCACACCAGAUGUUGUCAUGACGAUACUUGCCAUAAUACUCUUCAUUAUCGUCGUCAUGGUUCUGUAUGAAAUGAACAAAUUCUAGUUUGCUCAAACUCUGUGUACUGUGCAAUACAUAUUUCCCUUUUAAAUCAACAACUGAUGUGAAACACACAUACUAAGAUAUUGUACCAUGUAAAAAGCUAAUCUCUUCUAGAUGUUGUCACUUUGAAUAAUGUAAUGCUGUACCUUUAAUCCAAAAUAGAUUUAGCUGUUAUUUCAAAGUGAGCAGGUUUUUGCUAUUUUAAAUUUUAAGUAUUGUAUUUUUUUGGUAUUUAGUUUGUAAAAUGUGAAAAUAUUUUUGUCUCAGUUUUAUAAGUAACAGACAGACAGAAAUUUCUGUUGGUAAGUUAAAUGUAUUUUGAUCAACAGAUGAAGUGUUUGAAGAGAUUUUUUUUCUAAGCUUAAUGUUGUACACUAAAUGUUAGAGUUUGUUCAUAUCAUUUCUGGUGUGAUUUUCCAGAGCGUUUUCUGUGAUAAUCUUUAUUUAUAUCAUUCGGCAUUUUGUAUAUAUAAUUGGUAUAUGUUUAUAAUUGUGCUAAACAUAUUUUGUAGUUUUGAAGUAUGAUAUACAUGUACAAAACUGGUUUUGUGUGUAGUAAGAGUUAUUAAAGUAAUUGUAAGAGUUGGGUAUUUUGUGAUUGCUUAGUUUAACCUUUACCCUGCUAAAUUUCUAAAAUGAACUAGUCCAUCAUUCAAUAUGGGGAGUACGACUUAUUAUUCAGAGGUAUAUUCUCUGAAAAUUUACUGACUGAAUAGCAAACAGUGCAGACCAUGAUCAGUCUGCACGGUUGUGCAGGCUGAUCUUGGUUUGCUCUGGUUGCAGUGGCAAAAUCACUUGCUGCCAGCAGGCUAAAGGUUAAAAACGUAGUAAAUCUGAUAAACUGAGCCGUGCCAUGGGAAAACCAAC